This is a messenger RNA of Rhagoletis zephyria (snowberry fruit fly), 1521 nucleotides long. The record is from RefSeq and is a predicted model, not a curated record. NCBI's taxonomy places the organism in Eukaryota, Metazoa, Arthropoda, Insecta, Diptera, Tephritidae.
AUGCGAAAGAAGAAAAUACUGCUCACGGGCACGUUGCUGUUUAUGAGCUGGGGAACCAUACAGCUCUACCUCUUUGUGCACAAGCCUCAAUAUCAGAUAUUUCGUUCGCCUAGAUCGUGGUUCUCGGGCCUGCAGUCGAAUGGAUCGCAGAGCACCGAGGCAGGGCCGCCCUCGGCAGAGGGGGGCGCAAACGGCGGAGCCAGCACACCGGCGGCACUAUCGGCGGUCACACCGAGCAGUCUAUUUGACUUCAAAGCGAUCGCGUCUAAAGUCGACUCACUCGAACAUGAUCUCAGUCGGCAGAUCAAGUCCAACGAGGGCAUGCUCAGGGUCCUUCGAAUAGUCAAUCGAAUCGCCAAAAAGACGGGCAAGUCAGUGCAGGAGGUGCUCAAAAACAAAGAGUACCUGGACUCGCUCAGUGAGGGGUUUAUAGGCAAGGAACCAGUGAUAGCAGUUCUACUGUUUGCCUGCAAUCGAGUCACCGUGAAGCGCAAUCUUGACCAGCUUUUCAAAUUCCGUCCACCCGGCGCUGAGGAGAUCUUUCCCAUUGUGGUCACCCAGGACUGCAACCACGAUCCCACUCGGCAGAUCAUUCAGUCAUACGGGAGCAAGCUGAAGUACAUUCAACAACCCGACCAGUCGGACAUUGUUCUGCACGGCAAGGCACAGAAAAAGUUCAAGGGCUACUACAAAAUAUCGCGGCACUACGGCUGGGCGCUGAAUCACACCUUCAAUGAACUUAACUACAACACAGUGCUCAUUGUGGAAGAUGAUCUUGACAUUUCGCCGGACUUUUUUGAAUACUUUCUUGCGUUGUAUCCUAUUUUAAAAUCCGAUCCGACUAUCUACUGUGUUUCGGCGUGGAAUGACAAUGGCAAAGAUGGCAUUGUUGAGCAGGAUCCAACCAAGCUUUAUCGUUCAGACUUCUUUCCUGGACUUGGUUGGAUGUUGACUAAAGACCUUUGGAUGGAGUUUCAAAACAAGUGGCCAAAAGCUUUCUGGGAUGACUGGAUUCGAGAGCCUGAACAACGCAAAAACCGCGUCUGCAUUCGACCAGAACUGUCUCGAACUAAAACCUUUGGCAAAAAAGGAGUUUCAAAUGGUCUUUUCUAUGAGAAACAUCUAAAGUUUAUCAAGUUAAACGAAAAAUUUGUGCCUUUUACUCAAAUGAACCUAACUUAUCUUCUCAAAGAGAACUAUGAUGUCGAAUUUCUGAAAGCAGUCUACAACAGCCGUCAAGUGGGCGUCAGUGAGAUGCGAAGUUUGCCUGUUGCUGAAGCUCCUGCGCCCUCUUCCGCGCCGGUUGACCCGAUUGGCGGCAAUCGCAAGUCAAUUCGCAUUCAGUACAACAGCCGUGAUCAGUUUAAGAAGGCUGCCAAGGUGUUCGGUUUGAUGGAUGACUUCAAGUGUGGUGUUCCACGCACUGGCUACCAGGGCGUAGUCAGCUUUAUGCAUCGAGGUUACCGAGUGUAUCUGUCUCCUAGUCCCCUUUGGACCGGUUACAACAUUACCUGGAAGUAG